AUGGAGGAUGGAUGUUACACUAAGGAUUUCUUCACCCUGGAGAAAAUGAAGUCGGAGUUGGAGCUGAGGAAGAGAGUAGCGGAUCUUGAGGAAGAGAACCGAUCAAUCAAACAACGGCUCGAGAGGAUAGAGAUGAUGUUCUGGCAGCAACAACAACAAUUUAUGUCAAUCCAUCAGCAACCAAUGGUCUUUCAAGGUCAUGCUCCGAGAUUGCAGCAACACCAACAACCUUAUCUGGUACAAAAGGAUGUGCAACAACAAAGGCUUCAAGCUGUUGGUUCCUUGCUUCCGCCUCAAAAUGUGACUCACCAAUCCCAAAGAACCCUUCCAGAGAUGCCAUCAACGUUGGUGGAUGCAAUGGGAAAUGUAAAUGGAGGUGACUGGCAAGAGUUGGUUUUCCAAAAGAUCAAUUCCAUGAAAGAAAUGUACUUAGCAGAUCUGACUGAAAUACACCGGAAAGUUACAGCCAAGUUUCAGCUCGAUUCUCUUCCGGAUCAACAAAGAUCAGAGCGGUUUGAGAAACUGAAAAAAUUCAAGGAAAUGAUGGAGCGAAUGCUGCAAUUUCUAUUUGUUUCCAAGCGUGAUAUCACGCCUGAAUUGAGGGAUAAAGUGGAUUAUUAUGAGACGCAGAUCAUCGGUUUCUUAAAUAUGCACAGGCCGAGGAAGGCGCAAGAGCAAAAGUAG
This is a messenger RNA of Microthlaspi erraticum, 684 nucleotides long. The record is from the annotation of a GenBank genome assembly. NCBI's taxonomy places the organism in Eukaryota, Viridiplantae, Streptophyta, Magnoliopsida, Brassicales, Brassicaceae.